Podarcis lilfordi (Lilford's wall lizard) is the source of this 219-nucleotide messenger RNA. NCBI's taxonomy places the organism in Eukaryota, Metazoa, Chordata, Lepidosauria, Squamata, Lacertidae. The record is from the annotation of a GenBank genome assembly.
AGCUGUUUACUUGCUCUUCAUCUGUGGCACAGACUUUUAGACCUCACAGAGGCUGCCCCAGAGUCAGCGAGAGCUUGGCUGAGGGAUUCUCUUCCCAUAUUAAUCAUUCAUCCGAAAGCUCAAAUAGACGGCGCAAAAGGCAACAGAUCAGUCAAGCCAUAGAUCUGCCCAAAGUGCAUAGCAACAUAACCGCCUCCCGCUACAUUCCACCUUGUCUGG